Molecule: messenger RNA, 975 nt
Organism: Arctia plantaginis
Lineage: Eukaryota; Metazoa; Arthropoda; Insecta; Lepidoptera; Erebidae
Source: the annotation of a GenBank genome assembly
AUGAACAUAGCAGUCCUGACACGUCGAGACAUGGCAGCUGCCCCAAUAAAUAGACUGCUGAAAUGGCUUGCUGUUGCUGAUGUGUUCGUCAUGAUUGAAUAUGUACCUUUUGUAGUAUAUAGACAUUUGGUACUACCGGAAAAAUUGGAUUUCCCGUACUCAUGGGCAAUGUACCUGCUUUUCCAUAUGCAUUUCGCUCAGAUAUUCCACACGGCAUCCAUAUGUCUUACUUUAUCUCUAGCUAUAUGGAGGUAUUUGGCGAUUAAUUACUCUGACAAAAGCCACAUACUGUGUACGGAACGACGGUGCAGCAUAGCAAUAUUAACGAGCUUCCUAUUGCCGCCUAUAUUAUGUGCGCCUACCUUUAUGGUGUUUGAUAUUCACACGAAGAACGUCACAGACAAGUUUGGAAAUCCUGAUAUUGCGUACCACGUCGACUCUGAUUAUCAAGGGACUUUGUAUCAAGCUAACUUUUGGGUUCAUGGUGUAGUGAUAAAACUGUUGCCUUGUUCGAUACUUACUGUUAUCAGUAUAUGGCUUAUAAGAGCUCUAUACCAAGCGAACCAACAUCAAAAGAAACUAAGAAAUUACAACUCCUGUCCUGCUGCAGAAAAAAUGGUCAAACGACAGCACAAGGCCGACAAAAGAACUGAUAGAACAACUAAGAUGCUCUUAGCAGUGCUACUACUGUUUCUUGUGACGGAGUUACCUCAAGGAAUAUUGGGUCUUAUGAGUGGGUUGUUAGGAUGGUGUUUCUUCAAGCGAUGUUAUGAUCUAUUUGGAGAGCUGAUGGACUUCCUGGCACUAUUGAACGGGGCUAUCAAUUUUAUCCUGUAUUGUUCCAUGUCAAGACAGUUUCGACAGACUUUCCGACAGAUGUUGCUCCAGCCUCCUUUGGCGAGAUUCUUACCACCUACGGCUUCACAUUCGGAGUCUAAUAACCAGAACACGUGCACGGUUAAGAUAAAAAGGUAA